AUGUGUGGAGCCGCACUGAACCAGGAUGCUCAUUUCCACACAAGACACAACCACAAACAUUCACAUGCAAGCGUACAAUAUGGUUCCAAUGAACCUCCCCAUGGAACUGUGACUGUGCAUCUCGGCAAUCAAUGCAUGUUCGGUCAGUCCAACUGGCUUUCCAAGGACACACACGAUCUGGCUUGGGUUAAGCGACGAUAG
Molecule: messenger RNA, 201 nt
Organism: Penicillium oxalicum
Lineage: Eukaryota; Fungi; Ascomycota; Eurotiomycetes; Eurotiales; Aspergillaceae
Exons: 1
Coding region: 1-201 (66 amino acids)
Source: RefSeq, a predicted model, not a curated record